CCCAGCGCAAGUUUUCCUCCAUGAAUUGACAUGUUAUCCCGGCCUUGAAGGUUAAUGAAUAACGAGUGGCGUCCAAUGCCUUAAAAAUAGAAGAUAUCCCAUACACACCAGAGAGAGAGAGAGAGUUUUCAUUUCAGUCGGUCCCAUUGCAUUGCGUGAAGAUGAGUCUGCAAGCGGCCUUUUACAGUGUGGGCAUUCCGACCUUAACACCUACCCCUAAACGUUCCCUCCAUCCCAUCCGAGCCCAAGUGGAGCCUUCAGAGAAGUCUGUUGAGAUAAUGAGGAAGUUCUCAGAGCAGUAUGCACGUCGUUCAGGGACAUAUUUCUGUGUUGAUAAAGGAGUUACGUCUGUUGUUAUCAAGGGAUUGGCUGACCACAAAGAUGCAUUGGGAGCCCCAUUGUGCCCUUGCAGGCAUUAUGAUGACAAGCCUGCUGAGGCACGGCAAGGAUUUUGGAACUGUCCAUGUGUUCCCAUGAGAGAGAGGAAAGAAUGCCACUGUAUGCUUUUUCUCACACCCGAUAAUGACUUUGCUGGGACAGAACAGGCCAUCUCCUUGGAAGAAAUCAAGGAAUCUACGUCUAAUAUGUAACCAUUGUCCUCUGUGAAUUCUCUCAUGUAAUCAUGCCUACUUUAUAAUUGUAUGUGUAUAAUGAGAGAAGCACUUGUCGCUUGUGAAAUUUCAUAAUCGUUAAAUCGUUCCAUACAAGGGCCACAUUGAAGUUUUGUUGUAAGGCCUCGAAUAAUUCAUUACUCGACAGGGUUUACCGGAA
This is a messenger RNA of Magnolia sinica, 771 nucleotides long. Its product is annotated as ferredoxin-thioredoxin reductase catalytic chain, chloroplastic. Lineage: Eukaryota; Viridiplantae; Streptophyta; Magnoliopsida; Magnoliales; Magnoliaceae. The record is from RefSeq and is a predicted model, not a curated record. The transcript is spliced from 6 exons. Gene Ontology annotation, molecular function: oxidoreductase activity, acting on iron-sulfur proteins as donors. Bases 162 to 590 code for a protein of 142 amino acids.